UAUGCGUGCAGCUCUGUGAGGAGAACAAAUCGAGAUACAGUAGUAACCCAGAGUGAGGUGGCAGUCUUAUUCCACAUCGACACUGACUUGCCCUGCAUACAUCCUAUCUAUCUGUCUCUAUAUCGCAGAGCGCACUUGAGGAGUGAAAGAGAAAAGUGGCAAGAUGGCAUCUGGAAGUGGACAAUCCGGGAUCUAGUCUCUUCUGUUUUUUUGGUACCACGGAGCGCAAGGCGUUAAUAACUAAGUUGCUCUUGGUGGUGUUUGGACUUCUCUGCUGUGGAAUAGCAACAAAGGACGGGAGCGCGCAUUCAUGGGAUGCGACUUUGACAGCUCUUCAUUUCUUGUCUUAUAACUUUAUUAACUGGCAGCGGGGGCGACAUUGUGACUGGGGCAGGAGACAAUGGCUGAGGCUCCGCUCCCCGACACACUCCCGGAAUUAGACGUGGUCAUCGACCCAGAUUUCGAGCCUCAAAAGCGGCCCAGAUCUUGCACCUGGCCGCUGCCACGACCAGACUCGAACGCGGUGAAAGCAGAAAGCAAUGACACAGAUAUUAUACCUGAGGAGGAUGAUGAUGAAGAGGACAGUGCCACCCCUACGGCCAUCAAUGGUUCUGGAGUGGCGUCAGAGGACCAGAGCAGCAACAGCCCCGCAGCCGAUGGAGCUCUCUCUUCCCCCAGCCACGAGAGCGGAGGCUCCCCGCUCUCAUCGCACUCCCCGACGGCCUCCUCUGGCGCACUGACCCCGAGCAGCUUGGCUGCUCAGCAGACCCCAAGGAAAGCAUCAUCUCGCCGUAAUGCUUGGGGGAAUCUCUCCUACGCCGAUCUGAUAACCAAAGCCAUUGAGAGCGCGCCGGACAAGAGACUGACACUGUCCCAAAUUUAUGACUGGAUGGUCAGAUCCAUCCCCUACUUCAAAGACAAAGGCGAGAGCAACAGCUCAGCAGGAUGGAAGAACUCCAUCCGGCACAACCUUUCCCUCCACAGCCGUUUCAUCCGUGUCCAGAAUGAGGGAACAGGGAAGAGUUCCUGGUGGAUGAUCAAUCCAGAGGGGGGGAAGGGUGGCAAAGCUCCUCGCCGCCGCGCAGUCUCCAUGGACAACAGCAACAAGUACACCAAGUCUGCCCGAGGCCGUGCUGCCAAGAAGAAGGCUGCCCUGCAAGCUGCAGCCGCUGCAGCUGGCGAAGGUGGCGGAGACAGUCCUUCAGGUCUAUCCAAGUGGCCUGGAAGCCCAACGUCACGCAGCAGCGAGGAACUUGACGCUUGGACAGACUUUCGUUCUCGCACUAACUCCAAUGCCAGCACGCUGAGUGGCCGCCUCUCACCCAUCCUGGCCAACCCAGAGCUAGAUGAGGUGCCUGAUGACGAGCCUCCUCUCUCGCCUAUGCUCUACUCUAGUCCUGGCAGAGCACUAUCUCCUGGCAACACAACAAAUGUGGCCAAUGGGAAGGCCAUACCGACCGAGCUGCCCCGUCUUGCAGACCUGGCAGGUACCAUGAACCUGAACGAUGGACUCACAGAUGACCUGAUGGAUGAGUUGCUGGAUAACAUCAAUCUGGUAUCAACCACUUCUGGACCAUCCCCUCCAAAUGGUUCCUCAGGGUUCAGUUUUGUGUCCAAACCCAACGGGCUUGGAUCACCUUCCUCCACUUCUGCUCCUUCCUCCAACUCUUCCUCCAAUGGUGGAGGAAAUGGCUUUGGUAACUCCAUCUUCGGCCCCCACACAACGGGCUCCUCUCUGCGUCCGUCCCCUAUGCAGACCAUCCAGGAGAACAAGCAGACUUCCUUCUCCAGCAUCAGCAUGUCCCGCUUUGGCAGUCAGACACUACAAGACCUGCUCAAUUCUGACAGCCACAGCCACAGCGAUGUCAUGAUGACCCAAUCUGACCCCCUGAUGUCACAGGCCAGCGCUGCUGCCGUCAUUUCCCAGAACUCCCGUCGUGGCCUCAUGCUCCGUAAUGAUCCAAUAAUGACCUUUGGGACCACUGGAGGACUUCAGAAUAGCCAAGGGGAGAUGCUGCAAAGUAACAACCACAACCAGAGCUCCCUGAGGUCCCUGAACGGAGGCCUGAACUUGGCCAACGAGGCUAACAUGCUGGCUAAUGCCAAGCAGCAACUCAUGCUCUCACCCUUGGGAGGAAAUGGUUCCUCUUCCAUGCAGAUUGACACCUCAAUCUUCCUGAAUGGAACAGUUAGCAGCGGUGGGGGGAUCUGCCCAGACCGUUUUCCUACAGAUCUAGACCUGGACAUGUUUAAUGGCAGUCUGGAAUGUGAUAUGGACUCGAUCAUCAGGAACGAGCUGAUGGACGCAGAUGGCUUGGACUUUAACUUUGACUCUCUGGCCAACAUGAAUGGAGUUGGCAACUUCACAAGCACCAAGCAGACCUCUCAGAGUUGGGUACCCGGCUGAAAGGGACAGGCCGGGAAGGAGCAAAGCAGGUCCGAACGGUGUAGUGCAACAGAAAAUCAGACACACAACAUCAUUUUUGCCAAACCUGCCAUCAGCACAACAUAAAAUACAAACCCUGUGUUUACAGAAGAAGACUUCUCGAGAGCUUUACCUUCGCUCCCACACUGGUGAACCAUGAAAGAUCCGACAGACUCUAGAGAUGCUGCACAUCAGCCCUCAAAGCCUCCUGUGAAACAACAAACAGUAAAACCUAUGUCAAACAAUCACAACAAACUCAUAAAAACUUAGAAUUAUGCAAUUUUUUCCUUUGACACCCAGUUUGUUGAUAUCAAGAGACACUGCUUAUCAGAAGACGUUUCAGGCGGAAUACAAGGACUAAAUAUCAAGCAAAGAUGGAAGGAGUGCACGGUGCAGUUGUUAUCGCUGAAGAAUUUUCACAAGUGUAAAAUGAAAUCAAGAAGUGAUGUGGUGUAAAUCUGAUCCAGUGGUUUCCUGGAAUGUGAUAUGUUUGGAAAAAAAUUUCCCUCUGUUCUCACUUAGUGAUUUUAAAUGUUCAGUGUUUGUUUUUUGGGGACUUUCUGUUUUCAUUGUUUUUGCAUCUUAUGUGUCAGUACAAAAAGAAAUUGGUGUAGUGGUCAAUGAAAUGGAAUAUCUUGCAUACACACACACACAGAGACAGAACAACAUUUUGCCCUAGUUUGCAAUAUUUAAGAACUCAAUACCAUGCACUUCCAGUUUUGUUCUUAUAAAUUGUUUGAAUUUUAAAUUAACUGCAGCAUACCGAAGGUUAUAUUACAAUUAGCUGAAUACUACAAAAAUAUUUUUAUCUUUUGUGUAUAUCAAACUGCAAAAAAAAAGAAAAGAAAAAAGAUUCGAGGAAGAAAAUUUCUGUCGUGGAUAUUUGUGCAGUGCAGGGAUUGGGAAGUUCAAGAAGGAGGGGGAAAGAUCUUGUCUAUCUUUUCUUAGCUUUUGGUGAGUUCCGUUGAGGUCGUUUAUCACAGCAUAUGAUGUAGCCAAAUGAAUACCUGUGUCCUAGGGUUGUGAACAUUUCCACACCAUAACAGGUGCUAUGUAAACAGUGUUGAAUCCUGUCCUGAGAGCAAGCCGUGCAUUCUGUGUUUUAAUAUUUUUUGUUUUGUUUUCAACCCGUGACCUGCAGAAGCCCAAAGCUGCAGCCACUCGUAGCACGGCAAGGUCAAAACCUGUAGACGGCAGGGGAGCAGGGGGUUUUUAGGCUCAUUCCUCUAGAAGCCAUUUGUUUCUCGAGUAAAACAAUAAGCUAUCUCUGUAUAUUGCCAAAUUACUUGAAACAAACAGCAGGAUAUGCUGGCAGCCAAAUCACAGCACACACGCACAUACAGAUUACACACACACACACACGUAGAUAGAAAAAGGAUCUGUGUUAAAGGACCAUUGUGUAGAAUUUAGUUGAACCUAACAGACUAGGCUUGGCUGAAAUGGGAUAUAAUAUUCAUAAGUAUGUUUAAAUUAGUGUAUAAUUCCAUGAAAAUAAGAAUCAUUGUGUUUUCAUUAACUUAGAAUAAGCCCUUUAUAUCUACUAUAGAUACAUAUAUCUCCCCUUCCAGGGAGGCCACCAUGCUGCACCACCAGAACAGACAAACCAAACACUCACUCAAGAGAGAACUUUUCCCAUUUUUCAAGUUUGAAGGCCACCAUAGGUUCUCCUACAUACCUGGAAGGGGAAGGUGAGGGAAGGGGUAUUCAUUUGGUUGCAAUCUGCAACCUCACCACUAAAUCCUACACGCUGGUCCUUUAAGCUCUGCUGUUGUCGUGUCAUGAGCUUGUGGGGAUUGUUAUGCAUAUAUAGAAUCACUCAGGGGGGAAUAGGGAGGCUUCCCGUUUUAGUAACAUCAAGUCACAUUCUAAUAGUAUUUACAAAAAGAAACAUUUCUUGAUAAAAAACAGUAAUGCUUUGUGUUUGUGAACUUGUAACCUGUGAACUUUUGGCCGUCAAGAUGAAGAGGAGGAAGGAAGAUAACGUCAGGAUUAAGGCCUUGAUCUCAUAUAUACGGAUAUUUUUCAUACACAUGAGAACACAAUAACAAAUACAAACGAUCAAACAAGCAUGCCAGGCCAGUAGGUGGUGAUAAAGUCUACAACAAAGUACGUCAAAUACCGGAGAAGAACAUCAGCAUGCAUAGUGAGCUUUUUUCUCUUCGGUGGUAGUAAUUGUUUCAGGCUCACGCUUAUUACACAAGCAACAAUGGGCAUGUGCGAAAUGACAAGUGACAUUGUUUCCCAAACACUCAAUUUUACAUGUCCACACGUGUACAGAGAGACCUGACUCUUUAAAAAAUCUGCACUUUAGCUGUUAGAAAUCACUGUUUUAGUGACCUAAAAUGCUGUUUUGCAUGUGGAUGACAGGCCAAAACAUUUUGUACAUUUUGCAAAAUAUCCGUAUUAGUGUGGACAAGGCCUAAGACUUUCACACAGUCUGUUAUUUUUGGUUUCGCUGUCAUAGCUUUUUUUUCUCUUGUUGUCGGAGCCAUGACACGUACACACAUCCGUCAUGGACACACCUGGUGCUCCUGCAGGUGACAUCCUGUAUCCUGAGUACAUGUUUGUGUGUGUGUGUGUCUGCGCGUAUGUGUUUAUCUAUGGAGUUUAUUUCUGUUGAAUUAAUCACAUGAGGAUGUGUAAUCCCUCAGUACCCCUGAUGGUGCAUACAGCACAGCUGACUGUAUGCAUGCAUGUAUUUAUGCAUUAUGAAUUGUGUGAAAUGCAUAUAUACUCGCUGUAUGUCCUUAUAUAUACUUAUGUAGUACCUGACCCUUGGAUUUUGUGAUACCUCGGAAGGUAAAGUUGAAGAAAUAAUGAACAACACCGAGUAGGAGGGAACACUGUAACCAGCGAAUUCAUUGUAAAACCAGAUUUUAAAAUGGUGGAAAGUACCAUUGUUGUAGCAUCUGGAGACCUGGUACCCCUUCUCUGGCUGGGGUAGCAACAUGAAGGGUUUGCCCCCGCUGUGUAUAAUAGUGUACAGAUGUGUGUAUAUCACUUUGAGGCCAAGGCAGAGGAGUGUGUGUGUGCAUGGUCGGCUAGAAUGAUCUACUGUGCUAUCUGAGGUUUAGUGCAUGACCUAGCUAUAACCCCGCGACCCUUCCAAUGGUGCCGUCCCUCGACAGAAAUUGUAAAACAGAGAGGUAACCUGUGUCUUCAGCACUCAAACACACACUCUGGUUCUAUUUUUAAAAUCAGGGUUUACAGGACUGAACCUGCACCAUCCACCCAUAUUAAUGGGUUUAUUAUAACGAGUGUGUGUACAACGACAUAGACACAGGGAAACGCCUCUUGACGGACGUUCCUCAGCUUCACACUUGUUUUAUUCCAAGUGGAGUAGGUUCAUGUCCCGGUGCUGUCACUGAGCAGCUGACUAUAACUUUGACGUGUUUGAAACGUCAUCUGACAACACGCUGGAAUUUCCUACAUUUUGUCACAUAUAAAAUUUCCAGAUGAUUAUCAUGUUUCUUUUGGCAGGGAGAAUCCUGAGCCAUCACCUGAGCUGCUAAGCAUUUGAGUUUAUUUACACUGACUGCACUAAAUAUUAGAAACUCUUUCUGUGAAGAACACUGACAAGGUGAAUCCAGGGAGUGCUGUAGUCCUUUCUAUUUAAAGAGGGCUUAUUGAUCCCUGAUAAACUGCAAAGGGGAUCACAGUCGCAGGAGUGUGUUCCUAACAUUUUUUAAAGUCAGUGUAAAAUGUGUUGGCUAUUCGGGAAGAUAGUUUACACUUAGUCAUAAUGGAACAAGCCUUCCACACAGCCACUCACUGCUACUGCUUCAUUCAGGCACAGAUUAUAUCUUCUCGUGUCCAACACACAACUGCAGCACAAUACCUGCAGAUUUAAAGCUAUGAAAAGCAAAAAAAAAUAGAAGAGACAUACCACUAGAUACCUUAAUCACCUCUUGGACAGUUUCCUUUUCAUUAUCUUCUCUUGAGCCCUUCCAUCCUUGUUAAGAGGCCCAGGCCAGCUCCCCUCCAUACGCCCUCUGAACUUUGCCCUUUGAACUUUGCCCUUUAUUAAUCUUGCUUCUUCUCGACUUGAUGUUAGUGGGUAUUUUUCCUGUGUAUUCCAUUUUGAAUUGUAAUUUAGUUUGUAUAAGAAAUGCUGCGCAUGUAAAUAAAGCUUGGUGAGGCUCCACA
Scomber scombrus (Atlantic mackerel) is the source of this 6571-nucleotide messenger RNA. RefSeq names its product forkhead box O3b (gene foxo3b). Gene Ontology annotation, cellular component: nucleus; mitochondrial matrix. Gene Ontology annotation, molecular function: DNA-binding transcription factor activity, RNA polymerase II-specific; RNA polymerase II cis-regulatory region sequence-specific DNA binding. NCBI's taxonomy places the organism in Eukaryota, Metazoa, Chordata, Actinopteri, Scombriformes, Scombridae. The transcript is spliced from 4 exons. Gene Ontology annotation, biological process: regulation of transcription by RNA polymerase II. The coding region runs from base 401 to 2407 and encodes 668 amino acids. The record is from RefSeq and is a predicted model, not a curated record.